Molecule: messenger RNA, 563 nt
Organism: Ceratina calcarata
Lineage: Eukaryota; Metazoa; Arthropoda; Insecta; Hymenoptera; Apidae
Product: phytochrome-interacting ankyrin-repeat protein 2-like
Exons: 1
Molecular function (GO): protein binding
Source: RefSeq, a predicted model, not a curated record
GGGCGAAACACCGCUUCAUUUUGCUGCGCAAGUAGGACUAAACGAAACUUACAAGUUGCUACUCGAGAGAGGUACUGACGUGGAUGCCGAAGACGAAAACGGAUUAACGGCGCUGUCUGAAGCCCUACAGAAGAGACAGAAAGAUAUCGUACAAAGCCUCGUAGAUCAGGGUGCCGAUAUCAACUCGAAAACUGAAAUUAGCAUGGAGACACCGCUUCAUAUUGCUGCGCAAGCAGGACUACAAGAAAUUUGCAGGUUCCUACUCGAAAAAGGCGUUGACGUGAAUACUCAAAACGAAAAAGGAGAAACGGCACUGCACCUAGCCAUUCGGAAGGGACACAAAGAUAUUGUACAAAUCCUCGUAGAACGUGGUGCCGAAAUCAACGUGAAAACUCGAAUAGGCGAGUCACCGCUCCAUUUUGCUGCGCAAGUAAGAGUAGACGAAACUUGCAGGUUGCUAAUCCAGAGAGGAGCUGACGUGCAUGCCGAACACAAAAACGGAUUAAAGGCUCUGUUGGUAGCCAUUCAGGAGAGACACAAAGAUAUCGUUCAGAUCCUCGUAG